ACAGUACAAUUCCGGGAAAUUUGACGCACACAUUUUCCGUUCUCGCUACUCCUAGUAUCGCGCGUAAGUUAGAAACAUAAGAAAUUAUUUUGAAGUUUCUGCAGACCUCAGUGAAACUUGAUUCAUCUACGUGGGGGUGGGUUUAUUUUCAAGGCAAGGCCCUUCCGCUCUCGCUCUGCCACCGGCAUACACAAGUACACAACACAAACCGAAUAUCCCCGAGUUUGAGGGGCCCGACAUGAUUCUAGUUAUCACACCUCUCCGAAUUGUCCACGGUUGACUUAGUUGUCUAUUUGCUCGAACAUAACCAGCUUUGACAUUCAUUAUUGAUCAACCCGUUUGUAUCUACACAAAUAUAUUGGUUGGCUGAUUACAAUCUUGGUGCGUUUCCUUUGAUGGAAAUAAGAUAUCAAACUUGUUUAGAAACAGCAUCAGUCAAUCAAAUCACAGGACGUGUGUCAUGUAAAUAGAAUAUCUAAAAAGCAAAUAGCCAUGACAAUUGCCACCAGAGGACAAGGAUUCCCGGCUGAAACAGCUGAGAACUCCACUAAUCAAUCUCCUGGGCAGCAGCAAUUACCUCAGACGCAGCCUCUUGUACCGCCUCAGCUCCCUCAGAACCAACAAAUGCAGCAGAUCCAACAGAAUACCCCCGAGCUCCCAACACAGCAACAACCAGAGCACCCACAAACGCAGCCACCUGCUGCAGACCCAUCGCAGCCGGUACCAGGCCCUCUCCGCCUCUCGCUUGCACAGAUUCGCGAUCGAGCUCGAGUUCAACGUGUUGCCAGACAAACAUCUUGUUCCCUUGAACAGCAGCCGGGUGUGUGCAUCCCACCCUCUGUUGUGUGCAUCCCACCCUCUGUCAAUCGGAAUCGAGGAGAGGAUUACCAAGAGUGGUUGCGGGACCGGUAUCCCCCGCUGCCAGGUGCAAAAACAGUGGGUGGAACAGCUCCCCCACUAGGGCCUGAAGCAGAGCCGCCCAACCCAGCAUUCAACCAAAACUGUAAUGAUGCUUCAUGUUCGUGCCAUGAAGUGGAUUUCCCAUAUGAUAAGCUCCAGUCCCUUGAUGAGAAAAUAUCAUCUCCUCGCUGGAUUGUCCCUGUUCUUCCUGAUCAGGAACUGGAGUGUUUGAUAGAGGCAGCCAUUAAUUUGUGUCGAUCAGGUCAAGAUGUGAAAAGUGAAGCAUGUCAAAGAUUUUUUCGGGAGGGUUUGACUAUAUCAUUUACGAAGAUAUUGACGGAUGAUGCAGUCAACAGUUGGAAGUUUAACAUUCAGCAUUGCAUCUACAAGAACUGCGAGCGUUUAAUCGAACUAAUAGUACUUAAGCUCAACCAAGACUGGUUCCCCUUGCUUGACCUUUUAGCUAUGGUCUUCAACCCCAGUAACAAAUUUCACUCUUUCAAUGCAUCAAGGUCUUCGGAAAAAGUUCCUCUUGAUAGUCCAGACGAAGAAAUUUUUGCGAAGCCUGGUCCAGAUUUUCGGAAUGCUCGUGGCUGGUUAAUAGAUCUUAUAAACAAGUUUGGAAGUUUAAAUGGUUUUCAAAUACUUUUAGAUAGGUUUCAAUCGCGAAAGAAUCUAACCGUACCUGUGAUAUACGCUCUAAUUAGACCAUUUGGCCUCUGCUAUGAGCUUUUGACUGUUCAGACCAUCGAAAAAUACCUAAUGCCAAUUGUUGAAAUGAUACCGGAACUCCUAAACAACCUAACUGAUGAAGAACUGAAAAAGGAAGCAAAAAACGAAUCAAAGAACGAUGCCAUUUCGUCAAUCAUCAAAGCGUGUAAAUUACUCGUCUCUAGAGUGCCUGGUCAAGGUGAAACUGGAAAACAGUUGGAAAUUUUCCGUCUGAAAAUGAUUUUAAGAUUGUUACAAAUCUCUUCGUUUAAUGGGAAAAUGAACGCUUUAAAUGAAGUAAACAAAGUGAUUUCUAGUGUUUCAUAUUACUCGCAUAGACAUGCCCUAGACCAAGGAGAAGAGUGGCUUACUCCGGAAAGAAUGGCUAAAUGGAUCAAAGAGAACAAUGUGUUGGAAAUAGUUCUGGCUGACUCAAUGCAUCAGCCGCAGUACGUUGAGAAAUUAGAAAAAAUCCUAAGGUUUAUAAUCAAAGAAAAAGCGCUGACAAUUCAAGACCUCGAUGCAAUUUGGGCAGCACAAGUAGGGAAACAUGAAGCAAUCGUCAAAAAUGUCCAUGAUCUAUUUGCUAAACUAGCCUGGGAUUUUUCUUCAGAGCAAUUGGAUCAUUUAUUCGAAAGAUUUCAGUCAAGUUGGACAACUGCGAAUAGGAAGCAGCGAGAAAAGUUAUUAGAACUAAUUAGACGAUUAGCAGAAGACGAUAAAGAGGGUGUUAUGGCCCAGAAAGUGCUCACGUUGUUCUGGAAUCUCGCACAUUCAGAAGAUGUUCUAACAACUGAAAUUAUGGAUCAAGCAUUGAGUGCGCAUGUUAAAAUAUUGGAUUACAAUUGCUCACAGGAGAGAGAUGCUCAAAAAACUAUUUGGUUAAAUAAGUGUGUUGAAGAGCUGAAAGCUAAUGACAACUGGGUUCUACCAGCGCUGAAACAAAUUAGAGAAAUUUGUAGUCUGUACGAGCCUACUACAAAUAUCAAUCACUCUCAAAGGAAUGUUUUUCAUAGGCAAGAAGUUAUAGACAAGCUGCAGCAAGAACAUACAUUAGUAAUAGUAGUAACAAAUAGUCUGACCUCUUAUAUGGAUAAAGUGCGAAAGUAUGUUCAACAGCAUCCAGACACUGAUCCGGAAACUUUUUACCCUGAUAAGCGGUACAACCAUGUUGCACAGGUUCAAGAAAGACUGAAUUUUCUAAGAUUUUUGCUAAAGGAUGGUCAACUGUGGUUGUGCGCUGAUCAGGCGCGGGAAAUUUGGCACUCACUUGCUGAAGAGGCUGUUUUUGUUUGCGACCGGGAAGCAUGUUUCAAGUGGUUUUCUAAGCUCAUGGGCGAGGAACCAGAUCUAGACCCUGCUGUAAAUCGGGACUUCUUUGAGCGCAAUAUUCUCCAGCUUGAUCCGGUUCUGUUAACUGAAUCGGGUAUGAAAUGCUUUGAGCGAUUUUUUCGUGCUGUGAACAUCAAGGAAGGCAAGCUCAAAAUCAAACGCCGCGCUGUGCUUAUGGAUGACUUGGAUCUCAUUGGGACUGAUUAUUUGUGGCGCGUAAUAACAACGUCCUCUGAUGGAAUUGCAAAUCGAGCCAUUGAGCUUCUCAAAGAAACUUGUACGAAUUUGGGCCCAAAGCUUGCCUCCUCGGUAACAGAGUUUCAUGAUUCUUUCAUUAUGGAGUGUGUGGACCGAUUGCGUACGCACUACGACACUGUGGCUGUUCUCACACAACAGGUUGUGCCAACGGAUGCUGCGUCCGCCGCCCUUGUCCAAGGAGAGACUCUCAAGAUGAGUCGAGUCAUGAAGGUGCUUCAGGAGUAUAUAUGCGAGUGUGACAGCGAGUUCCAUGAUGAACGGAAAAUUGUUCCAUUGUUCAGAGCUCAUAGAGGAAAACCAAUCACUCUAGUCAUCCGGUUUAUUCAUCCGGUGCGGCAAGGCGAUGAUAUGGAGAUGCUAACCCACACAAAUGAAACCAUCGGCUCCAUCAAAAGGCAGAUCAUCCGCAAAAUCAAGUUAACAUCUAACAUUAAGCUUGAGCUCUUCAUCAAUGGGGAUCUCAUGAUGGACAAGAAGGUGCUGGGGCAGAUGGCUGUGCGGGAUAAAACGUUCAUAACCGUGAAGUUGAUGCAGAUUAGUCCAAACGUACAGAGUUCACCAGAGUCUUCAUCUGAUAGUUCUACCAGCUCACCCCAACACCCCUAUAAUGGGCCAAAUGUGGACGCUGAGAGCAAUCUUCCUGGUGUGAUGAUGGCUCAGAACCACAAAAAUGCUGAGUUCUUCUUUCACAUAGCAGACAAAGGCUCUGAGCUCAAUGACUUCCACCUCCGAGAAUCAGCCAGGGCUGUGCUCAAGAUAAUCCCGCCGGACACCACAACUGUAGAAAGACUUCAGGCCUUAUUUAGCAGUGCUUCCAACCUUGCAGAUGGUCAGUUACCAGCAGUCACCACCAACAAUUCUCUACCUCCCCCCACAAUAGAAAACAUGUUUUACUGUGACUCACCGUCGGAAGUAUUGUACAACUUAGAGGUUUUGUAUUCCUUAAUAAUGCCCGCUGUGGACCCAAUUUCGGACCGUGCUUUCGAAUUUCAGUUUAAUUUUCUACGAAGCAAAGACUCAGCACGGUUUUUAGACAUGCUAGCGACCAACAUCCUUCCAAACUCUGAUUCAUCUACUAUGAGGUCAGCUUACCUGAUGGUGCUUAAAAUUUGCAAGCUCUUGCUGACAAUCAUAGGGCAUAUUAUGCAUUUGGCAAUGGAUGAGUCCCAACCAGUGCCAGGACUGGUAUCGGCUGCGAACGCAAUGCCUGAAGAGCCCUUAGCACCCGAUCCUGCCAGCCCUUGUCCUGCUAAUUCUAGUCCUCUCCCCGCUCAGUGCAGCGAUGGCCUCCAUCGGCGAACGCCCCUUUUCAUGCUCAAGCAGGCCAUUGUCAACUUUCAGUCUCAUAGCAUAGAAUACAAUAUUGCUAGGAAACUAGCACAUUGUUACAAAGACCAGAUUUGUAGUGUAAGUAACGGUGAGCAACCAGUGCACCCCCUGAUCGUUCAAGCGCUUGAAUGGAGUCUGCCGAACAAAGACAUCAUCGCAGCCAUCAUCCAAAUGGCAUGGGCAUCAGCUUCUGGUGGUAGCAUAUCUCACAUUGUCUCCUACACGCAGCUCCAUCAGCAGCUCAUCAGGAAUAAACAGUCAUCGCAGGAACAUGUGUUAGUUGCAAAAGAAGCUCUAGAACUUUUAACAAUUGCUCUAAUUUUAAAUCCGAGUUUAAUGGAAUCUCUUACCAAAGAAAAAAUGUGGCAUACCUUUAUUGUAGAUAUUGUUCUAAUAUGUAAUAAUAGAUUAAUUCGAAUGGCAGCAGCGGAGCAGUUGAUCCUCAUGUUGACAUUUUGCUGUAGCCAGCAGCCAUUGCAGCACUGUAUUACAUCUUUAUUUAGUGUUCUCAAUACCCUAGUUGUUGAACAUGCUCAUAAUUCUCAUGAAUAUUUUGAACUGCUGUGUCGUCUACUUAACUUGGCGUUCAGUUGGAACUGCCCUAUCAUGAACUUAGAUGCAACUCUAGUCGAUGAGGUCCUAUGGCUGAAAAAGAUGAAGGAGCGAUUGCGGGAAGUUGGGGAAGGACAUGUAGAGGAAGCGCUCAUUGAGGGUCAUUUGGGCAUUACCAAGGAGCUGGUCAGCUUCAUGCCGCCCGAACGCAAGUUUCAACUCGGCUCUGAUGAGAGUGAGGGUAUUAACCUAAUUAAGGAACUUGUUGAAGAUUUUAUUUUUCCUGCAUCGCGAAUGUUUGUUACAAUGCGGAAAUCAGGGGAGCUUCCUGAGGAGCAGCCAGUAGCGGUUUGCUCAACUCCAGCCACAUUAAGUAGCGGCUUUGAUCUCUUGGUUGCCCUUUGUACCGGUUGUGUUCAAAAUAUGCGCUUACUUGUUGCCAUGCUCACUGAAUAUUUUUACAGUGAACACGAUGAACCUCUGACUGAAUGGGAUUACCUGCCACCAGUAGGACCGCGACCUCCACGAGGAUUUGUGGGUCUUAAAAAUGCCGGAGCAACGUGCUACAUGAAUUCUGUGAUACAACAACUAUACAUGGUGCCUAGUAUACGCUCUGGAAUCCUUGCAGCCGAAGGCGCUGUUACUGAUCCAAACGAGGACUUCUCAGGCGAUGAUUCUGAAAAUUUAAUUUUAGACAAUCAGGAAUUUGAUGAUAAGUGCAAUUUAGAAGAUUCAAGGAAGGAGUAUAAUAUAGGGAUUUUGAAGCAAGUGCAAGCUAUCUUUGGGCAUCUAGCGUGUAGUAAACUUCAGUAUUAUGUUCCUAGGGGCCUCUGGAGACAUUUCAAAUUACAAGGAGAACCAGUUAAUUUAAGAGAGCAACAGGACGCUGUUGAAUUUUUCAUGUCAUUAGUUGAAAGUAUUGAUGAAGCAUUAAAAGCACUGAACCAAGAACAAAUAAUGAGCAAAAUUCUUGGUGGCAGCUAUUCAGACCAAAAAAUAUGCAAAGAGUGUCCUCAUAGGUAUGCCAAAGAGGAGCCAUUCAGUGUAAUCAGUGUUGACAUCCGAAACCACUCCAACCUAUUAGAUUCCAUGGAGCAGUAUGUAAAAGGGGAGCUGCUUGAAGGUGCGGACUCUUAUCACUGUGACAAGUGCGAUAAGAAGGUGGUAACUGUUAAGCGACUCUGUGUUAAAAAACUUCCACCGGUCUUAGCCAUUCAGCUGAAACGCUUUGAGUAUGACUUCGACCGGGUUUGUGCCAUCAAAUUCAAUGACUACUUUGAGUUUCCCAGGAACUUUGACAUGGAACCCUAUACAGUUUCUGGUCUAGCGAAAGUAGAAGGUGAAUUGAUUGACUGUGAGUCGCCUAGUGGGAACAACAAUGAAACAUUAGAAGUGUGCACCAAAUACCAUCUGACUGGUAUAGUCGUUCACAGCGGCCAAGCAAGUGGCGGCCACUAUUUCUCUUACAUCCUCCAUCGAACAGGCAAUACUUCCAAAUGGUACAAAUUUGAUGAUGGAGAGGUAAGCGAGUGCAAAAUGGAAGAUGAUGAGGAGAUGAAGAACCUCUGUUAUGGAGGGGACUACAUGGGCGAAGUGUUUGAUCAGAUCCUGAAGCGUAUGUCUUUGCGAAGGCAGAAGCGAUGGUGGAAUGCGUACAUGCUCUUCUACACAAGGGCAGACGCCACCACCGAUGCCGACGUGGACCAAAUCAAUCUAGUCAACAACAUCAAAAAUUUAGUACUCUCAAACCCACCAUCUUCCUCAUUGGUACCCUCUGCUCCUGAACCUCUUAAAAUGCCUUCUGCUAUUGAGAAAUCAGUUCGCCGGCAGAACGUUAAGUUCAUGCAUACGCGAAAUCAGUUCUCAUUGGAGUAUUUCCAAUUCAUCAGGUAUCUUACAUCAGCGAAUACCCCUUCAAAUCCUCACAUCCAAAGACACCUACAGUUGAGUGGUGACCGAAUAGCGCAACAUGCUGAAGAACUGUCUUUGCUAUCAGUGCAGAUUGCGUCGCGAUUCCUUUUCUACACAGGAUUUCAUACUAAGAAAUCAUUGCGAGGUACAGCUCUCGAUUGGCACGAUGCAUUUUGUUAUCACCUCAAAACUUACAGUUCUGUUCGUUACUGGUUCUGUCAAAAUGUUCUCUUUAGUCACACUCGCAGGUUUGCAGAGUAUUUAUUAACAUGUCCAAAUACAGAAGUCCGAUCAGCCUUUAUGAAAAUUAUAGUGUUCUUAGCUCAUUUUUCGCUCAACGAUGGCCCUUGUCCUAAUUCACAAACAUCGCUCAGUGACCACUUAAUCCUGGCUGUGCUGUCUUUGCUGCAAAAAGAAGUCUCGGAGUAUGGGCGCUACUUGCCUAACUACUUCACGCUGUUCCACAACUAUGCCUCAUUAGGUAUUCCCGAGCGAACACAGUUACUCAAGCUCAAUGUCCCAGCGAUGUUCAUGCUGGUCGCCCUAGAUGAGGGUCCUAACCCUGCUGUCAAGUACAAUAAUACGGAGCUUACCAAACUCCACAUGGUUGUCUCACAACUUAUACGGUGCUGCGAUGUAUCGUCGAAGUGUUCCUCUCCAUUACGACAGGAUGGUCCUUUACCCAAUCCUUAUAAAGACCCAGCGUGCAUAGACUAUAUUAUGCCAAUCCAACCAGAGGCAGCAGAUAUACUGUAUGGUCGCUCAAGCUAUGUCAAGAAGAUUAUCGAGGACUCUCAACUGACAGACGAAAGUAUUAAGCUGCUCCAAUUCUGCUGCUGGGAGAAUCCACAUUUUUCACGUACCGUCCUCAGCGAGAUCUUGUGGCAAAUUGCAUUUGCAUACUGCCAGGACCUCAAGCAUCACAUUGAUCUCCUCUUAGGCAUGCUUCUCAUGGAAGACACGUGGCAAGAAAGGCGCAUCCACAAUGCCCUGAGAGGUGUGCCGGAUGAUCGAGAGGGCCUUUUUGACACAAUCCAAAGAAGCAAGAGUCAUUAUCAGAAACGAGCUUAUCAGUGUAUUAAAUGUUUAGUCACGCUUUUCACAAGAUGUCCACUGGCGCAUAAUUUUCUACAGACCAAUGCUGAACUGAAGCGCAAGUGGAUCCUUGCCACUGAGUGGCUUCAAGAAGAAUUAGAUAAAAGACCAUUUGCUAAUAGUACACCAUACAUUUAUCCACCAUUAUCUCCAACACAGUCAAAUGACUUUGCCAAUGGCUACUUUUUGGAACGUUCAAAUAGUGCACGCAAGACACUAGAAAGAGCGUGUGAUCUGUGUCCAGAUACGGAAACGGAGCCGGACAUUGAGGCAGAGGCAGAUGAAACAUCAGAAGAGGGCGAAAGCUCUCAGCCAGAUGACUGUGGGCGUAGGAUGUCCUUCCCAUUAGCACGGACAGAAAAGCAGGGCGACAAGGAGGCAGCCAUGAUGGAGGCCUUGAAUUUAAAUAAGACUGACACAUCGCCGCAUUCGCUGCAUUCAGAUUCGAUGCUUCUCAUUCAGUAUUUGCGGAACCCAGAGCAAAACAAGCAGGGCGUUACAGAAAACCCAGAAAAUGAAGGUUCGUGAGGGAUAAGAGCUGCUGUAUCUGUUGCUCAGCGUCACUUUUCACGGUGUUCCAAUCACUUUCACUGCGGCCAAAGCUUCAAGGUGUUUUGAUCAAAAGCACAGGUAUUUUUUUGGCUGAAGCUCCACUAGUCUCCGCCCUCAGACGUCAAUUUGUUUUAGGCUUUGACACGUCAUGGUCGGGCUCAGUGUCACCUUAUUUAUUCGUGCGUACAGUUCUGAACUCAUUUUGCAUCUUUAAAACUUUUAUUUUUUAUGUCUUGCUUUCAAGGAGAGCAUUAAUUUGUUGUGUUUGCUCAUUAUCAUCCUGUAAUGCAGUGGAAUCCAUCUAAACAAUUGUUUCCUUUGUUGCUGUAAGAACUGCAAUUUUCAAUUUGAGCAAGAAAUGUUCCAUUAACUUAUCCUAGACUCAAGUCUAAAGCAGUAUCAAAAACUUAAUUCAUGCAACACUCUUCAGCUUGCUAGGCUGUGCUCUUAAAGAACACACAACUAAUUGUUAUAGCUUUAGGUAUUCGAGUACACAAAACUAAGAUUGAUGCCUUAUGCUCUUCUAUUCCCUUUCUUCUCCUUUUCUUUUUUAUUGCAAGGAAGACGCCAUUCUACGGAGGAGACAUUCAAACAAGGCUCUUUAAUUGUUGGUCAAACUCUUAUAUUAAUGUUGUCACAAGUUUUUCUUUCUGACACUGUUGGCUCCCUUCAUAGAAUUUUUAAUCUGCUGUAAGAAAUGAAGCCUGGAAGGUUACUUUGGAAUUUCCCAAUGGGGUAUGGGUACUUGAUAGCAAGCAUUGACUUCUCUGGGAAGUGUUUAAACUUUUCAUCCCAGGCUGUUUGCAUACUUUUAAGUGUAUUGGACAAUAUGUAGAUGAACAAAAUGUUUUGACAGGCUCUUAAGAAAUGGCCGAAUUGAUCAAAUGAAUUGAGUGUUAAAAUUACUAUUUUGAAUCAUUUUUUUUUUACCCAAUUUAAAACUGCUCGGCCUUUUUCCUUCCUUGUUUUACAGAAAUUUUUCUAUACUUCCUCAAUUGUCUCUCAUUGAUCGUGGAAGUACUGCUACGACUAAUAGCUUCACUCAUAAGUAAAUGAAAAUAUUGAAUCUUUUAUAACCUUAAAUAAUCUUUGCUUAACCCUGAGUCUGCCUGCUGAAAAAGUUAGACAGAGGAUACUAUUUCUAAUUUUUUUGAUCGCUCUUGGCAGUUUUGUUUAUUUUACAGUUCACUAAAUUUUUUCUGUGGCUAAUAUUUUUCAUUUUUGAAAGGCAGCUUUACAGUUCUGUCACCAACUUCAAUCAGAAUUUAUAUUUAUUGGCAUUCCUUGCACUCAAUGAAUGUUUAAGUCCUCAUUUAAGAAUUUUCUGGAAGGUUAAUAGGUUCUACAGCAGUAAGGAAGCUUGCAAUUAGCAUGGAGAUUGGAGGGGUGGUGAGCUUUGAUCUGGUUGUUGAUAAGAAAUGUUGCAAAAAUGAACUCUAUCAUUUCAUUAUGAUGCUCUUUUUCUCAUCUUGGUUUAUCAUAGACCUGAAAAUUUCUUUUUCGUUGAAGUGAUUCUUAUAUCAGACAUUUCAAAUAUGCCAGUUGUUUUUAAUUAAAUGAAGGAAUCAAAUGAGUCAUCAAGUGGAUUGAGUAUAAAGCCAUAAACACCAAAAAUUGUGCUAUAUCAUUGAGCUAUGAUUAUUCCUCCCUCCAGUAGAUGCCAUAUGGACGAUAAAAAAGUACUGACAGUUCUUAUUACAGUUGGUUUUUUUUUUUUUAAAAAUUAAUUUUGCCUUCGUCAAUUUUUGUUUCCUUUUCAUCUCUUAAGCCCUUUGAGUGCAAGGAUAAUGUGACACCGAAGUGGAAAUUGUUUACCUUGGGAAGUAAGUUUUGUGAUUUAUAGUCCGCUGGAAUCAAUUUUUUUUUAAGGGGGGGGGGAGCGGCAAACUUUUAAAAAAUUUUACCUUGUGAUGUCACCGUAAAUUCAAUCAUGGCUCCCAGAAAUUUUAAUUUUAAUUCAGACCACACUCCAUCUCCAGUACUCAGACCCAGUGGCUUGAAACAUGGGCUUAAGUAGUCACGCAAGUUUUCAUUGAGAAAGGCAGUCGAAUUUGCAACUUCUUGGGAUUUUAAUUUUGUCACAGAUUCGUCUUAAUUAUAUCUUGUUUGUUGUUAACCCUUCAAUCUUGUGCCACACUGGAAGAAUUUUUCCUUCCUCUUCCAAACAUCAAAACGUUGCAAAAUUGUGCUCUCAGGUUUUAAUCGUUUUGAAUGCCUUUAAUUUUAUCUGAAAUGCUAGAAUCAAUAUUCUUGUGUAUCAUCUCUGUCUGUAGUUUUUCUUCAGUACGGCACAGUUAGUUUUUUGAGUUAUCAAAGUAAACACCACUCCUUCUUUCCUUGCUAAAAUCAGUCCACAAGGAUACAAAUUGGAGUGAAAAGAAAAGGUUUUUGAAAAGCCGAAAAUUUUAUUUAUUUAUUUAUUCAUCUAUUUUUUAUUACGCAUGAAUAAUUUUGAAUUUUUGGUCUGUUGGCCCUUGUUAUAUUGUCCAGGCAGUAAAGUAGGUUUGGGGUUACUUACCCCUUGAAGUUGCUGUCUGUGAAAUUUAAAGUCCCGUUUUUUACAAGCAAAUGAAACCUGUGCUUUGUCUCAUCGUUUUUUGUUUAUUUUAUUUGUUUUUAUAUUUGUACGAAAUACUUUUACUGUGAUGUUUCACUUUCUAAAUUUAUUUGAAUAAAAGUGCGUGUAUAUAUUACGUA
Molecule: messenger RNA, 11337 nt
Organism: Bemisia tabaci
Lineage: Eukaryota; Metazoa; Arthropoda; Insecta; Hemiptera; Aleyrodidae
Gene: faf
Product: ubiquitin carboxyl-terminal hydrolase-like faf
Biological process (GO): protein deubiquitination; cell migration
Cellular component (GO): nucleus; cytosol
Molecular function (GO): cysteine-type deubiquitinase activity; protein binding
Source: RefSeq, a predicted model, not a curated record